CCUGGCGUAACAGGCUUCGCAAUGCUUAGCCAGUUUCGACAAUCUACGCCUGACUUACCCGUGUGAAAAAGACUGGUCUAAAUCGGUGGCGAGCACGCCAAGGCUGAGAGAUUCUCGCCCGCAGGACUAGCCUGGCAUGCUGUGGGUGCGGGAAACGGACCACACUGGAAACUUACUGCGCACACACUUGCGUACGUUACCGGUGCAGGGUUCUGAUGCAGAGGUUCCCGCUGCGCCACGCAUCCAGGUCAAGAAGGCCUUCCACGUGGACCAGUUCGGUCCUCGCGGGCCUCUGCUGCUGUGCGCGCCGCCCGCCGCCAGCGAGGCCGCGGAGCAAGCGAAGGAGGGCGCCAGCGAAGCCGCGCCGCCAGCGCCGCAGGUGGCCUCGCGCACACAGAGCACGCCCAAGGUGGUCGGCUGGUGCACCGUGGAGGGCUGCUCCGAGGCCGCCGUUUCGUGGAAGAGCCACGUGCUGCACUACCAGAGGUGCCACCUCGACCCGUCCGACGACCGCUCCGUCUGCUCGCUGUGCCUGUCGCGGGUCUCCAGCUACGAAGACCACAGUGUGCUGCACAGGAUCAAUGACGUGCGCUGCACCGCCUGCGAGGCGCGCUUCGUGUACCAGGAGGCCCUGCGGAAGCACUGGAUCCAGUUCCACCGCCGCAACCCGCCCGAGACUCCGGCCGCCAGCCAGGCCGCCUCCACGCCUCUAUCCAGGGCAGUGCCGGCCCUGUCCGCGGCUUCGACGUCCAGCACCGCAGCCACUGCCUCCCACGCCCCGUCGGCCCCACCGUCGUCAAGCCGCUCCGCGUCCAAAGAUAGGGGCCCGGCUCGCACGGUGGAAGUCGGGUGGUGCUCCGUCAAGAACUGCGGGCAAGCCUUCACUUCCUGGAAGGACUACGUCAAUCAUCACAUGAGUUCUCACAUCAAGGCGGCGCAGAGGGGUGUCACGUGCGUCACGUGCCUGGACGUCUACCCGACCGGCGGACUGGCUGAUCACCUGGAGGCGCACAGCCGCGGGGAGGAGCAGUGCUCGCUGUGCACCGCCCGCUUCAUUGGCGCCGCCAGCCUGAUGCGCCACAAGAGGGACUUCCACCACGUCACGAGGGACGGCAAUCUGCCGGCCUUCGUCCCCGCCUCGGUUCACGCCUUGGCCCCAGACUCCACCCCGGCCACUCAGGGUUGCAGCUUAGGCAACUUUGGAGGGUUGAUUGGCCGGUGCACCGCCAAGGGUUGCCAAUCGAUGUUCCGCAGCUGGGAGGACUUCGUCGCCCACUUCAAAGCGACCCACUGCAGGAAAGGUUCCGGAAACUGUCAAGUGUGCCAUCUGUGUUUGACCCGUCUAUCCACUGCCGAUGACGCCUCGCGCCACAUGGCGAAGCACUCCAAAGGCAAGGGGCAGGGACAUCCCUGCAAGAAGUGCUCAGCGCGGUUUUUUAAGACCAAGAGACUCAAUAAUCACAUCAGCACGUUUCAUAGUAUUUGUUGAGCUGAGAGGCUAUCGCUGUUGUUGUAUGUAACAUUUUGAGUCAACAGAGUUUCAAUUUCAGUUCGUUACUAUAAUUAUGUCUCACAAGAAUAUGUGUGGAGGAUUUUUUUUUUGACAUGAAAAUGUAGCAGGCGUUCUGCUUUUGUACGGGGAGGUCUUAAGCCCCUUGUGUCUUAGACUGCUAAAUUUACGUGAGUUGCUCUUGCUGUGGUAAUUGCGAUUUCUAGGAGUUUUUUUUUCAAUUGGUUAUGGUCAGCGUUCAAUAAAUAAAGUUGUAUUGGUCAAUCGUC
Thrips palmi is the source of this 1779-nucleotide messenger RNA. RefSeq names its product zinc finger and SCAN domain-containing protein 10-like. Gene Ontology annotation, molecular function: chromatin insulator sequence binding. Gene Ontology annotation, cellular component: chromosome. The record is from RefSeq and is a predicted model, not a curated record. Gene Ontology annotation, biological process: regulation of transcription by RNA polymerase II. Bases 137 to 1489 code for a protein of 450 amino acids. NCBI's taxonomy places the organism in Eukaryota, Metazoa, Arthropoda, Insecta, Thysanoptera, Thripidae. The transcript is spliced from 7 exons.